Hydatigera taeniaeformis is the source of this 1179-nucleotide messenger RNA. The record is from the annotation of a GenBank genome assembly. NCBI's taxonomy places the organism in Eukaryota, Metazoa, Platyhelminthes, Cestoda, Cyclophyllidea, Taeniidae.
AUGCAUGUUUUAGUUCACACAGUUUUCAAAUUCCGUUCUAUUUUACCCAUUUCAUUUCACAAAGCUAUCUGUUUCUCAGUGCAGUGCAGAUCCUACUCUGCAAUCGUGCCUAUCGCUCCAUAUCUGCUGGAUCGUACUAAACCUCCUGAAGAAAUACUAAAGAAUUUAACUCCUGAUGAUGCUCGGCGACUUGAAUACAUUAAAGCCGAACACGAUAUGCUUCUCGCUAGUGGCAAACCUGCGCCUCUGAAUUUAUCUGCCUUGGAUUAUCUGGAGCUUUUAUGUUGUGCCUCACUCAGUGCUCGUAAUCGGUACCACUUGUUUCGGUUCAAGGUUUCCAAGCGUAAAGAAUCUAAGAAAGCUAAGCUCGCGAUAAAGGCUGAGAAUGAGUCAUCUAGAGAACUGACUCAAAAGAACCAGAUUCUGCGCAUGAUAACAUCUUCUCCGGUUCGCAUGCACCAUGACGAUUGGGUGGGAGCUGAACUCCGCACUGCUGAAGAUUCCGCUCAGACACUAGUUUUCGACUGCUCUCAUGACAGCGAAAUGCGUAUUAUGGAUCAGAAGAAUCUUGCACGCCAAAUGGCAAUGGCUUUUGCGCAUAAUCGAACAAUCCGACCGUUCCCAUUUCAUUUUAUGUUUACGAGCCUUGUGCCUGGAACUAAUCAGUAUCGCUUUUUUGAGGAGGCUUUCGGCACUUGUAGUUCGCCCGGAGACUCGAAAUGCUUGGAGAGUUGCCUCUUCACGGUAAGGUCUGAACACUUCAGUGAAGUGAUGAAGGAUCGCAAACUAAUAUAUCUUAGUCCAAAUGCAUCCCGCUCAUUCCAAAACGGUGAAUUUGAUCACGAUGCAACAUUCGUUGUUGGUGGCAUCGUCGACAGGGCUAUUCGUCGUCCCAUCACGUAUGCGAAAGCCCGCCGUGCUGGUACGUUUGUCCUUCAUUUCCUUCGAUCGAUUGCAUUUUCAGGUUGGGAAUGCAUACGGCUUCCGUUAGAGCGAUAUCUGCACUGGCGCUCAGGCAGCAAAACUCUCACGUUAGUGACCAUUCACGCUAUUCUGGCCACAGCAAAGGAGACAAACGGGGAUUGGAAGACUGCUCUGGAGCGAAAUAUUCCUUUGCGCUUUCUCCGAGACCACGAUUCUGUUCAAAGAGAUAUCAACAAACUCUUCCAGAGCAUCUGA